AACGGGAUCGCAAGCAUUGCACGUCUCUGCGAGCUCGUAAAUAGCUCCAUAGCAAAUCGCAAUUCUUUAUGAAACGGGAUCCAGAGGUUAGCAGGUAACAAGGAUGAGCACCCAUUUCCCUGAAGGAAGUGGGCGUGGUCAGGAGAAUGAUGAACACUGAAAUUGCAAACCUCAGCUAUAAAUGCAGACCUUGUAUUGAAUGAGCAGUCAUCGAAUUGAAUGGGCAGACCUUGAACUGAAUGUUGAGUACUCAAAUUGAAUUUCAAAUUGAAUUUCAAUUUGAGGUAUGCUUAUAUUUAAUAAUUGAUGCUUGGACAUUUUAAUAUUCGCUGCUUGUAUUUAAUAGUUAAUGCUCGCACAUUUUAAUACAGUAUUCGAUGCUUGCACAUCCUUUAUUUAAUUUGUGUUACUUUCACCUCCCAGCAGAUUUACUGCUGGAUUGCUGAGCUUGCUGGGAAAUGGGGAAAAAGCUCCCACAUCCGGGCAAUCACAGUGACAGACAAGAGCGAUCCGGCGACACGGGGACCAAAAAAAAAAAAAAAAAAAAAAAAGAAAGGAAUAACAACGCUAAAACAAAGAGUACACUCUAAUACAGUAUUUGGAGCACAGUUCGUUAUAAACAGUUGUAACCACUUUGUGUAGGAAUAGAGUACCCCUCUAAGCUGGACCCCUGGGAAACUCGGUGAGUGUUGGUAUUCUUUGUGAAGUAUCGGCUUGCACAGGCCCGGUUGUCUGUUGUGGUGGAAGUAGCAGCGCUUUGCGACUCUGUGAAGCUGUGGGAUUGGGAUCGGGAUCUUCUGGGGGUUUCCACGGGGUAACUGCAUCGAGGACGCAGGGGGCACAUGAUGUAACUUUUUCUGGAACACCAAAUGUGAAGAAUAACACGUUGCCAAGAGAAAUUGUGAUUUUUGUGACCAUCAGCGACGUUCAGUUGCUGACUGUGUGGAGGUCCCUUGGCUGAGGUUGCUCACAUACAUGUUUUUUCAUGAAGAGAGGGGAGAAACCCGAAGGACACAGACAGAUGAGGCCGAAAACCUUCCCUGCGAGCAACUACACUGGCAACAGUCGGCAAAUGUUGCAGGAGAUCCGGGAGAGCCUGCGCAACCUGUCUAGGCCGUCCGAUUCUGCCAAAACAGAGCAGGGCUCUGGUAAAGGAGUGACUGAGGACCCCAGGCAGCAGGGCAGGAACAGCAACCCCAAGUUUGUCACCUACCACAAAGCCCUUCAGGAGAUCCGCAACUCACUCCUUCCCUUUGCGAAUGAGACCAGCUCCUCUGGAAGAGGAGGCUCAGAAGUCAACAGACAGAUGCUACAGGAUUUGCAAGCGGCUGGGUUUGAGGAAGAGAUGGUCAUUCUCGCUUUGAAACAAACCAAUAGUCGAAGUUUGGAGGCAGCCAUUGAAUACAUCAGUAAAAUGAGCUACCAGGACCCUUGGAGGGAGCAGAUGGUGGCUGCUGCUGCAAGGCCAGUCAAUGCAGGGAUGAAAGCGCCAGGUUCAGGCCAUGUUCAGCAGCCGAUCAACCGCAAGCAGAGCUGGAAGGGUUCAAAGGAGUCUUUGGUUCAGAGACACGGGCCUCCCCUAGUGGAAGGAGUGAUGUACUGCUCUGAUAGCCCCGGUCCACCAUCUGAAAUGGGCGUACGGCCCCUGUCAGGCUCAGGCCUAACAGCUUUCUCCCAGGUUCACCAGGGAAACGGGCAGCGUGUCAACCCUCCCCCGCCUCCACAAGUGCGGAGCGUUACACCUCCUCCUCCCCCACCCAGGGGUACCACACCACCCCCACCUUCCUGGGACACCAACCCCUCGACCAAACGCUUUUCAGGCAACAUGGAGUACCUGGUGCCUCGCAUCUCUCCAGGCCCCCAGGGGGCCUGGCCGGAGGGCUACCCAGCUCCACCUCCACCAGGUCAGCGAGGCAUUAGCUCUGUGCCCUUGGGCUGGCAGCCUAUCAUCAUGCAGAGCUCCGGGGGAACCAAGUUCAGCUUUCCACCUGGCUGGUCUCAGAAUGGGACAGGCCAGCCAGACUUCCUAGGCCCCCCACCACCUUACUCUAUGUCCCAGGCCAGCCGACAGAGCCCCCCCGCCUCACAAAUGCAGGCUGGAGGACCAGCCUCCUCGCCCACCUAUGCCAAUGGUAACAACCUCCCCCAGUCAAUGAUGGUGCCCAGCAGGAACAGUCACAAUGUGGACCUUUACAUUGCCGGUAUCCCCUCCUCAUGGCCCCAGCCUCCUCCCCCCAGCCAGCCUCAAGCCUCCACAGGUAAUGGUGGGCAUGAAAUUCCUACCUCCUGGCAACAAAAACUUCCUGUGCGCUCCAACUCCUUUACAAACCCCCAGCUGAGUGGCCGUCAGAGCCAUCCAGCCAGCUCCCAACCCUCAGCCACCACUGUGACUGCCGUCACCCAGGCGCCCAUCCUCAAACCUGUCAAGAGCAUGCGCGUACAAAAGCCUGAGCUACAGACGGCCGUGGCACCCACUCACCCUCCCUGGAUGCAGCAGCCACCCCCUCCAUCUGGCUCAUACCAGGAGGCUCCUCCUUCCAUGGGUCAGUCUCCUGUGGUUGCCGAAGUCCCCAGUUACCAGGGCCCCCCACCGCCCUACCCCAAACAUCUACUCCAGCAGCCCAAUCAGCCCUAUGACUCCUCUGCUAAGUUAGGCAGCAGUAAAGAGGACCAGGGUGGCAGAGCUGGAAGAAAGGAACAAGAGGAUAGCAGCAGUGGGAGUGCUAAUGACAGGGCAGAGGUCACCGAAGGAGCAGUAGGGAUGUCUGCCGGAUCAGUAGACAAGGAGAAGAAGCAGAUCACUACAUCGCCGGUGCCAGUCAGGAGAAACAAGAAGGAUGAGUCGCGCAUUCAGAUCUACUCCCCGCAGGCCUUCAAGUUCUUUAUGGAGCAGCAUGUGGAGAACAUCCUAAAGAAUAACCAACAGAGAUUACGACGCAAAAAUCAGCUUGAGAACGAGAUGCAGCGGGUGGGUCUCUCUGAAGAUGCUCAGGAGCAGAUGCGGAUGAUGCUGUGCCAGAAGGAGUCCAAUUACAUACGGCUAAAAAGAGCCAAGAUGGACAAGUGCAUGUUCGUGAAGAUCAAGACCCUGGGCAUUGGGGCCUUUGGGGAGGUGUGCCUAGCCAAGAAGGUUGACACCAACGCUCUGUAUGCCAUGAAGACCCUGCGCAAGAAGGACGUGCUGCUGAGGAACCAGGUGGCCCAUGUAAAGGCAGAGCGGGACAUCUUGGCCGAGGCUGAUAAUGAGUGGGUAGUGCGUCUCUACUACUCCUUCCAGGAUAAAGACAAUCUUUACUUUGUCAUGGACUACAUCCCCGGCGGGGACAUGAUGAGCCUGCUGAUUCGCAUGGGCAUCUUUCCUGAGGAGUUGGCUCUGUUCUACAUUGCUGAGCUCACCUGUGCAGUGGAGAGCGUGCACAAGAUGGGCUUCAUCCACCGCGACAUCAAGCCAGACAACAUUCUCAUCGACCGAGAUGGACACAUCAAGCUCACUGACUUUGGCCUCUGCACAGGAUUCCGCUGGACCCAUGACUCCAAGUACUACCAGAGCGGUGACCAUGUGCGACAGAAUAGUAUGGACUUCAGUAAAGAAUGGGAAGACCCAACAAACUGCCGCUGCGAGGACAGACUCAAACCUCUGGAGCGACGAGCAGCCCGACAGCACCAGCGAUGUCUAGCACACUCCUUAGUCGGGACACCAAACUACAUUGCACCAGAGGUCUUGUUGAGGACAGGCUACACCCAGCUGUGUGAUUGGUGGAGUGUUGGUGUCAUUCUUUAUGAGAUGUUAGUGGGACAACCCCCAUUCCUGGCAUCAACUCCAUUGAAAACACAACUAAAGGUGAUCAACUGGCAAGCAACCCUUCACAUCCCUUCUCAGGCCAAGCUGAGCCCAGAGGCGUCAGACUUGAUCAUCAAGCUGUGCCGGGGACCCGAGGACCGUCUGGGAAAGAAUGGGGCCGAUGAGAUCAAAGUCCAACCUUUCUUCAAGACCAUUGACUUCUCCACCGACCUGCGCCAACAGGAGCGGCCUGCUCCCUACAUACCCAAGAUCACACACUCCACGGACACCUCCAACUUUGACCCUGUGGACCCAGACAAGCUGUGGAGCAGCAGCGACGAUGGCGAGGGCAAUCUGAACGACACUCUGAAUGGCUGGUACAAGAACGGCAAGCACCCAGAGCACGCCUUCUAUGAGUUCACCUUCCGACGCUUUUUUGAUGACAAUGGACACCCCUACAGCUAUCCCAAACCCAUAGAGUAUGACGGAUAUGACCCAGAGGACCCUGACUCCGAGCACAGAGGGGAGGAUGGAUUCAGCCAGGCAGGACAUGCUGGACAGAGCCGGAAUUUAGUAUAUGUAUAGAUUAAGUGAAAGCUACCCUGCACAAACACACACACACACAUCCACACACACACACAUUGCCAGCGCCUUCUGUGUCUGUUAGCAAAGGAGGAGGGUGGAAAUUCCUUAAUAGGCUCGUAGAGAGGUUGCAUCACCUAAUGAAGCAUUACACUUAUGUGGCACUAUCUGCAACUGUUGACCAGACCUGGCUUUUUGGGGAACCUAGGCCGGGAUGUCGGAAACUGAUUGAAGCACUAUAGAGAAGGCUGCAUGAACUGGCUUCUGCUUGUGUUGUAGCUGUAUAUUUAAAAGGGGGGGUGGGGUGUGCACAGGCGCUUGUUAUGGUCCUCGAACUUGCUGUUUGAACACAGAUGUUCUAAUAAUAGUGUAAAGGCAACUAAUGCUAAAAAAAAGUAUAUACAGUAAUCCCUCGCAUAUCCGACUGCGGUGGGACCAGAGUAACGGCGGAUAUGUAAAAAGUCGAAUGAAUGAAUCCUGUUUUAAAUACCAUAUACACAGCUGUAACAAUUACUGUAUUCACACAAUUGUUUUGAGAUUUAGCUUUUAUUAGGGAGCUCCCCUAAAUCCCUUGUUUAGAAAGAUACUUGUGACAGAGUAGCCAUGUGGUUGUGUGCAUUCGCUGCUGAGUGACAGGCAGGAGAUCAAGACAGAGGUUGAAGUUGAUACGCCCUGCAGGCAAACAGGAUUUAUUUACAUAUCGACACGCUGAAAAGCUCCCGUGACUCUACCAGCAAUGGCAGCACACGGAGCAGAUACAACAGUGUACGAAAACUUUGGUAGGAUCUACAAUCUCUGAACUAAUCUUCUCUGUUCAAUAACGAACUAACGAUGCUGAAGAGGUUGAUCAUGCCAGAUAAACGGUAAGGGCGGAUACGUGUCUGAUUACUAUACUUUAUAUGAAUCACUGUUUUACAGAAUAGAAACCCCUUUCAGACUUAAUUUAUUUAAAUAUUAUAAACUGAUGGUAUUGGAAGCAUAUUCAGGAUGAACACUAAAGAUUUGACUCCAUUUAAGAUGUUUUUUCCUUUGCAAAAGUACUUAAAUUAUAUUUACAUCAACUGGCAAUGUCUUAUGUGUUUCUCACACUGGAAGUCGGUGGGGUUAAUUUGAGAAGUAGUUCCCAAUGGAUUUUGUUAAUAUGAAGUAAAUGGACAUGACAGUGCCUUUCAGAUUUAAAUUUGUUUGCUUUUACCAAAUGUAUGAAAAUGUGAAUCACCCCUGGCAUGUGUUGUUCCACACACUUUCCUUAGGUAGGUAAGAUUUAGGAGUCGUUACUAGCAGUUCAUUUUAUUUUAUUUUAUUUUUUUUAUUUAUGCAUAUAAAUGUAUUUAUAAAUGAUGUUGUAUAAAGAGUUUAAUCUGAAUGUAAAUACCUUUCUUACUUAUCCUGUUAGUUUCAGUGACAAGCAAUUUUAGGGCAGGCCCGUUUUUCUUUUCAUUUUCUUAAUCUAGCUUCUUAUUCUAGCUCACUAGACAAAAUCAUCGAGUCAGUGUGUAUGGUUCUGGAUCAUGUGAGAGUCAUAUGUCAUAUGUCAUUCCAGUUUGGCCAUCCCUCUUGAUGUCAACCACGGAAUGUGCCUUCUACAAUACAGACAAAGUACUAAAAAAUACUCCAUAUACCCUCCCUAUGUUGGGAAACACAGAAUGGACAUUGUUCUCUGGAGCUGGGAGCAGGAGCCGUUUGCUGUUCAGUGAAAAGUGGGCAUUAGCAAAUACAGGCCAAAUGUAUUUGGACCUAUUUAAACCAAAACUCAAGCUUAGCUAAACAUAUGACACUACAUUUCACAAGACUGAAUUAAAAAUGUUUUUCAUUUGGCUUAAUUCUUUCAAUCGUUCUGCCAGUUUGAAUGUAGCUCUGGAGUCUGAUAAAUGGUGUGUGUUUGUUUUUAGAGUAAUCAUGAUCUCGGAAUCGGUUCUUUGUGUAACAUUUCUGAUGGGUGGGGGGGCGGAAUAAAAAACCUUAAAGCACAA
Molecule: messenger RNA, 6336 nt
Organism: Acipenser ruthenus (sterlet)
Lineage: Eukaryota; Metazoa; Chordata; Actinopteri; Acipenseriformes; Acipenseridae
Product: serine/threonine-protein kinase LATS1-like
Exons: 8
Coding region: 986-4366 (1126 amino acids)
Biological process (GO): actin filament polymerization; hippo signaling; positive regulation of apoptotic process
Cellular component (GO): cytoplasm; actin filament
Molecular function (GO): protein serine/threonine kinase activity; ATP binding; actin binding
Source: RefSeq, a predicted model, not a curated record